Cercospora beticola is the source of this 1104-nucleotide messenger RNA. RefSeq lists its product as uncharacterized. The record is from RefSeq and is a predicted model, not a curated record. NCBI's taxonomy places the organism in Eukaryota, Fungi, Ascomycota, Dothideomycetes, Mycosphaerellales, Mycosphaerellaceae.
AUGGACAAGAAGCUCGCGGCGUAUGAGAAGGAUGUGAGAGCGUACGACCGACAGGGAAAAGAAGCAAUCACAACACACUGCAAGGAGCUUCGCGAGUACGCGCAAAAGCAAUCUGCAAACCUGGUCGCAAACGAAGAGUAUCCCAUCUUGGACACGCGUGACUGCCAUGUGCCGACGCCUCCUUCAUCUGACGUCUCCGAUGUCGAGUUCUCUUCCGUGGCUGAGAUCACCGAUGAUACCGACGACGAGAGCUGCGAUAGCUCUGAGUCGAUUAUCAGCUCUGAUGAAGAAGAGGAGGUCGAAUUUGUCGAUGGCGCAUACCAGUUUCCCCAUGGGUUCAAAGUGUUCGCUGGGCAUCCUACCUACGAGCAGGUGGUCGAAGAGCUCGAACUCGUCAAGGACGGCAAGACCCCAAUCUCAAUCUUGGCAGUUCCCGACAACGUGCCUCUUGUUCAGAUGCACAAUCCAAAGCGCGCCUCAUCUGCGUACAAGAACAGCCGCAAGGCGUUCAUGACGCCUUGUCAGCUGAAGGGGCCUGAUGACACUUUCAUGCCGGACCUCGAUCUGGCCAAGCAGGCGCGUCGCACUUGGGACGGCGCCAACCUCCGGUUGUCAUUGAACAGCAAAGCGCUCUCACCGUCACUGCGCCUCACUAUCAGCUGUUAUCGCAACAAGGAGGAUCCGGCCGCAACUGCAUUCGUCGACUUCUAUUUUGCAGAGAUCCAUCGUCGAGAUCCUAGUGCUGUGGGUGGCAAAUACAACAAUGUCCGUGGCGUGACCGAUGUCACCUACGCCUUCUCCGACGAUGGCAAAUCUUGCGACAUCGCGUGGACAUCGUAUGCCGGUGUGCCUACGAAUCCGCCUUUUGUUUCGACGCGCAACAACUUCAAGGUGCGACCUUCAGAGACUAAGCUGAUCGACGAGCUUCUGGGCCUGGCGAACCCUGACGACAGCGGUGCACUCAUCCAGCUGCGUGUACCACUAUCGGAUGAGGAGCAGACGGCACGCAACACAGGCACCAUAGACGAUUUCAAGCCUGGCUCAUUUUUGCUGUCACUUCCUGGUGCGCGCAAUGUCGGCAAGACCCAGCUUCGGCCUAUAUAA